GGCCAUUUUAUAAGCAGCGCGCAGAUCGCCUCCAGGCCAAACCAUAGCAGAAGCCAACACAAGCACAUUGGCGUAGACAUGUCGCGGCAGGGCGUGGACGAGGAGGAGGAGGACCAGAAGCCGGUGAUCAAGCCCGGCGUGCACGUGACACUCAAGGUGCGGAACACCGACGGCCACACCGUCUACCGCACCAUGCGGCGGACGGAGCAGCUGCAGAGCCUCAUGGACUUCUACUACGCCAGCGUGCCGGCGGUCCAGCGCGGCACGGGGCGGUUCCUGUACGACGGCGGCCGGCUGCGCGGCUGGCAGACGCCGGCGGAGCUCCAGAUGGAGGACGGCGACGAGGUGGACUUCUUCACCGAGCUGCUGGGAGGCGGCGGGACAAGCGCGCUCCCGAAAGCUGAGCGGGGCAUGGCGGCGGAUCUCCGUUUCGUCACGCUCAAGGUGGUCGAUCAGGAGCAGCGCCUGGUCCGCCGCACCAUCAGGAUGACCGCCCAGCUCCAGAUUGUCAUGGAUGCGUACUACGACGAGGCGGGGGACGUCGUCAGAGGCACCGGCUCCUUCUGGUUCGAAAACGUUCGGCUGCGCGGCGAGCGCACGCCGGCGUAUUUCAAGCUGCAAGACGGGGACGCCAUCGACUUUGAAACGCAGCUUGGCGGCGGGAUCCCGUUCUAGGCAGUAGUGCUCAUAUCAUAUUUGCAUUGCACUUCACCAAGUGAUCGCCGAGCUCUUUAGGGAACGCAAAAUAAAAUAUGAUGCAUUUCGAUGUUCCCGGUUUCAGUUCAUUUCAAUGUCGUCGUAGUUCUAUCUUCACUCCGUUUCUGGCUUCACAAACCACAGUGCUCAUAUGGUUUUCAGAUGGUGGGU
This is a messenger RNA of Triticum aestivum (bread wheat), 867 nucleotides long. RefSeq lists its product as uncharacterized. Bases 79 to 675 code for a protein of 198 amino acids. The transcript has a single exon. The record is from RefSeq and is a predicted model, not a curated record. Gene Ontology annotation, molecular function: protein binding. Lineage: Eukaryota; Viridiplantae; Streptophyta; Magnoliopsida; Poales; Poaceae.